AUGAUUGGCAUGGUGAUUUUGGCCAACGCAGUGGUAAUUGGCAUGGAAAGUCAGGCACGCGCCUGGAUGCCGCUGGGAUGCUCGAUGGACUGCGACUGCAAGGUGAGAGCCGGGAGAGCGAGUCUCAUGCGACAUGUGGCGAUGCUUUGA
This is a messenger RNA of Cladocopium goreaui, 150 nucleotides long. NCBI's taxonomy places the organism in Eukaryota, Dinophyceae, Suessiales, Symbiodiniaceae. The record is from the annotation of a GenBank genome assembly.